Molecule: messenger RNA, 2024 nt
Organism: Solanum stenotomum
Lineage: Eukaryota; Viridiplantae; Streptophyta; Magnoliopsida; Solanales; Solanaceae
Product: beta-1,2-xylosyltransferase
Exons: 3
Coding region: 28-1596 (522 amino acids)
Molecular function (GO): glycosyltransferase activity
Source: RefSeq, a predicted model, not a curated record
UGAGAGAGAGAGAGGAAGAAGAAGAAGAUGAACAAGAAAAAGCUGAAAAUUCUUCUUUCUCUCUUUGCUCUCAACUCAAUCACUCUUUAUCUCUACUUCUCUUCACACCCAGAUCAUUUCCGCCACAAUUUCCCCAAAAACCACUAUAUUACUACCGGAAACCGCUUUUCUUCAUCGGAAAACCACCCAAAUUUGCACUCCUCCGUCGUUUCCCAAUCCAAGCCAUGGCCCAUAUUGCCGUCUUACCUCCCUUGGUCACAGAACCCCAACGUUGGUUGGAGAUCCUGUGAGGGUUAUUUUGGAAAUGGGUUUACUCGUAAAAUCGAUCUUCUCAAAACCUCGCCGGAGAUUCACCGGAAAUUUGGUGAAAACAGAGAUUCCGGAGGAGGAGGAGGAUGGUUUAGGUGUUUUUUCAGUGAGACAUUGCAGAGUUCGAUUUGUGAAGGAGGGGUAAUAAGGAUGAAUCCGGAGAAAAUUUUGAUGUCUAAAGGAGGAGAGAAAUUGGAAAAAGUAAUAGGAAGGGGAGAAGAAGAAGAGUUACCCAUUUUUGAAAAUGGAGCUUUUGAGAUAGAGGUUAAUGAAAGGACAAAAAUUGGGAAAAAAUUAGCUGAUGAAAAUUUCUUGAAUAAAUAUUUACCUGAAGGUGCAAUCUCAAAGCACACUAUGAGGGAAUUAAUCGACUCGAUUCGAUUGGUUGGCGCCAAUGAUUUUCAUUGUUCUGAGUGGAUUGAGGAGCCAUCACUUUUGAUUACGCGAUUUGAGUAUGCAAAUCUUUUUCAUACAGUUACUGAUUGGUAUAGUGCAUACGCGGCAUCCAGAGUUACUGGCUUACCCAGUCGGCCACAUUUGGUUUUUGUAGAUGGCCAUUGUGAGACACAAUUGGAGGAAACAUGGAGAGCAUUGUUUUCAAGCCUCACUUAUGCUAAAAACUUUAGUGGUCCGGUUUGUUUCCGCCAUGCUAUUCUCUCGCCGUUGGGAUAUGAAACUGCCCUGUUUAAGGGGCUUUCCGAAAGUAUAGAUUGUAUUGGAGCUCCUGCCCAUGAUUUGUGGCAAAAUCCCAAUGAUAGAAAAACUGCACGGUUGUCCGAGUUUGGAGAGAUGAUCAGAGCAGCCUUUGGAUUUCCUGUGGAUAGACAGAACAUCCCAAGGACAGUCACUGGCCCUAAUGUCCUCUUUGUUAGACGUGAGGAUUAUUUAGCUCACCCGCGUCAUGGCGGAAAGGUACAGUCUAGGCUUAGCAAUGAACAAGAAGUAUUUGAUUCCAUAAAGAGCUGGUCCUUGAACCACACAGAGUGCAAAUUAAAUGUGAUUAACGGAUUAUUUGCCCACAUGUCCAUGAAAGAGCAAGUUCGAGCAAUCCAAGAUGCUUCUGUCAUUAUUGGUGCUCAUGGAGCAGGUCUAACACACAUUGUUUCUGCAGCACCAAAAGCUGUAAUACUAGAAAUUAUAAGCAGCGAAUAUAGGCGCCCCCAUUUUGCUCUGAUCGCUCAUUGGAAAGGAUUGGGGUAUCAUCCCAUUGAUUUGGAGGGGUCUUAUGCAGAUCCACCAGUCGUAAUUGACAAGCUCAGCAGUAUUUUGAGGAGUCUUGGCUGCUAACUCUACUCAACAGUUUGAACAGUUUGACUUUUCUCUAAAAGACUGGAACUUGGAGCCUGAAAAUCGUGUAAAAUAUGUUUCAUCUGCAGUUCUAUAGUUUUGCUGCAAUCUUGAUCCUCAAUCUGGUGUUCACAAGCUUCACAGUUUCUGGCAGUUACUAAUUUAUUAGCCCUCUCAGUUAUGGACUCUCAGAACGAUCGUUAUGGUGAGCUCAUUGAAGAUAUUCUUUAUGGUGCAAGAUUACAAGUCACUCGCGACACACACAUUUGUAAAUCACAUUAGGUUGGUACAACUUCCUUACAAUUCGUUGUCAAUUGUUUUCUGCAAUUUAUUAUCUUCUUGUUCUGGGAAGACAGAUUAACAAACAUGUUGAAGUAGCAGAUUAACAAGUACCUCAGUGUAGUGUUCAGUGAAGAUAUGAUUGUAAC